Molecule: messenger RNA, 7437 nt
Organism: Exophiala aquamarina CBS 119918
Lineage: Eukaryota; Fungi; Ascomycota; Eurotiomycetes; Chaetothyriales; Herpotrichiellaceae
Product: 1-phosphatidylinositol-3-phosphate 5-kinase
Exons: 1
Coding region: 1-7437 (2478 amino acids)
Biological process (GO): phosphatidylinositol phosphate biosynthetic process
Cellular component (GO): endosome membrane; fungal-type vacuole membrane
Molecular function (GO): 1-phosphatidylinositol-3-phosphate 5-kinase activity; ATP binding; metal ion binding
Source: RefSeq, a predicted model, not a curated record
AUGCCUUCGACGAGCCAUGCCAAUUCAAGCCCUUCCGCUUCCUCCAUCUUCCUCCCCCUCGGCCGUAGGGCCCGUCGGGACUCUAGAUCCUCCCUGUCUCAUGAUCUUGAUCAAGGUGCCCUGAAUGAGGCCCUCGAUACCAUCCAUACUGCCGCGUCCCAGUCAAACAAUUUGACAGUCUUCAACGAGUACACCGACCCACCAUCAGGUGCUUCCGUGUCCGAGAACAGGACACUUGCGAGCGAUAUCCAGGGCGGUCUCUCCGGUCUUUAUAACAAAAUAAAAGCCACCGUAGCAGGUGCGAAGGACGUUGAACAUGAUGGCCUGUCUACUGCAUCCCAGCCAUUCGCCGAUGACCGCCUCAGCUCCAAACCCAGUUCCGGGUUGACCUCGAAGGUCCACUCACCUCGUCUCAAUCCAUUCGACUCUCCUAUCGUUCCUGACCCACCCUCGAUGCAAUCCUCUAUGCAUUCCAAGAUAUCCUCCAAGGCCACAAGCACCACGAAAGUAUCACUACCUACGACACCAGCGUUAAGGUCUCCAACAGGUCCGCCGCCACCUUCUUCGCAUGCCCUCGACCCUGCAGUUACCGAACUCAGUAUCCAUGCUCUGGGGUCGGGGAACCAUUCAAGAACCGGUUCGGGCUUCGAGAUAGACUCAGCCAGCCACGAUCACCCCUUGACAACGACCGGAGAAGGCGAGAGCUUGCGCAGAGUAUUGUCUAAGACUGUUAACGAUAGUGCUUCUUCCGAGCGUGCUGGCCGUCUUAUUACCUCUCCAAGGUUAUCAGCAACUCAAAGACCAAGUGCCCGGGUCAUUCCAGGAUCGCACGAACGUGCCCUGUCAGCGGCCUCGGUUCACAGCCAUAUAAGCAAUACCGAUACCGUGACCAGCCCUUCUCUCCAUCCAAUCUCGCUGGCUGAAAAAAACUUUUCGCGCGUGGUGUCAAACCGACAAGAAGCGGUGCCGGUGCUCAAGCACCACCCAAGCCCAUUGGAUCUUCUUGCAGAAAAUGUUGGUCAUACUUCAAGGGCCGCUUCUGGCUUGCAUACCAAAACUACGGACGGAUCUGGUUUAAGGUCUCCCGGGCUAUCCAGUUUGGAUCAACGACCGGCAGACAGGCUCCCGCCAAAAAUCAGUCAGUCAAGACUGCCAGGCUUCCGAGCAGCACGGACGUCUUCAUCUGAUUCAACUGUCCCUGCUUCUUUGUCCCUCGCAAACCUUGAUAAGUUACCCGAGAAUAAACAGGACACCCACAUCGGCAACGGUUCUCAACCUAGGCCAAUCAAUAAACUCCGAAGCAAGCUCCUGAGCAAAGAAUUCUGGAUGCGAGAUGAGAAUGCGAAGGAUUGUUUUCACUGUGGAGAGCCGUUCACCACUUUCCGGCGAAAACACCACUGUCGCACCUGUGGCCAGAUUUUUGACAGCAAGUGUACUUUACUGAUAAGCGGAAGCCAUUUCGGUUGCAAUAGUGCAGUACGUGUUUGUAAACCGUGCGAAUCAAUCAUCACGUCUCAUGAUGACGAUUCUUCGGACUACUCACUUGAGGAUUUCGCCUUGGCUGACUCUGCGGCGAGACCCAACACCCCUGAGCGCAUUCCAGUGAACCGCGCGCUUGCUCGGUUCGACGAUGACAAUGUUUCAGUAGCUUCUCAAUCUUUAGAACAGAUGGCGAAGACGCCCACAAUGAGCUUCCCUGUACGACGGGCUUUCGAAGGCGCCGAUCGGACCUCAGCAGUCCUUGAAUUUGACACAACAGAUCGUGCACUUGCUCGACCAAGCUCAUCCCGAUCACUGAAGGCAAGCCAUUCCAUAGGCCAUGGGCACAAACGUCAUCAUUCUCGUCAUCAACAUAUCCGUAACUUCAAAGCAUAUCAUGAAGACAGGGUACCUUUCCAACGCCGUGCGGCUGAGGAUGGGCCCAAAGCGGUCAAGACCUCUGCUUUCCACAGGGACAGUAUAAUUGAUCCCGAUCUUGCUCAAUAUUUAUCCGAUGAUCCAUCUAGCGACGACGAGCAAUCAAUCAGCAGCAUCAGCCACGAUAAAUUGUCUCGGAGUGGUCCAGAAAGUGACAGAACAGCCAUCGGAGGCCUUUUGGCAGCUGUCAGGAAAGGACGUUCCCGAAUUGGCGAUCGCAGCAUAGCUGGGUUUCUGAAUCUAGCUCGGGACGGCGAUGAUGCGAGUGUUACUAGCUCGCGAAACCAGGACCUAUUGAGGCUGCCUCGAAAACGCAAUCUCAGUGUGUCCAGCAGCAUCCAUCAGCGCAGUACACCAAGAACCACUCGAGAGCGAUUACAAAUCAUCGUUCCCGGUAGUCAGGAGGACAUAAUUGAGAAUCUAAGCGAUACCCCUGGCUUCUACCGAGGUGGAUCAAGAAUGAUUCGCAGUGCAUCUAUGCGUGGCAUCGCCGCACCAGCCAUGGAGUUGAACCGUGCGAGCAUCCAGCAUGUACACAAGCUGUUGCAACAAUUGCUCAAAGAUGCUAACAUUCCGAAAUUGUCAAGCUGGGAAGAUGCUCUGAUUCCAAUUCUACUGAGGGCAACUGAUGAUGUUGAUCCAGAUGUUCAAGGCGGCGAUGAUAUUGAUAUACGAAACUACGUGAAACUUAAAAAGGUGCCAGGAGGCAAACCCGGUGACACCGCAUACAUCUCUGGUCUGGUCUUCACGAAGAAUGUUGCUCUCAAGAGUAUGGCACGGUAUCAUGCAAACCCCAAGAUCCUGAUCAUUACUUUCGCGCUAGAAUAUGCAAGACACGAGCAACACUUCAUGAGCUUAGAUCCCGUUAUACGGCAAGAACGAGAAUAUCUAGAAAACCUUGUUGGCAGAAUUGCAGCUCUUAAACCAGAUGUUCUUUUAGCCCAGCGAAAUGUUUCUGGUCUCGCACUUGAGCUCCUCGAGAAGGCGCGGAUUACUACUAUCUUCAACAUGAAGUCCUCUGUGUUGGAGGCGGUUUCUCGUUGUACUCAGGCUCGUGUGGCACAAUCUAUGGAUAAACUCACUCAGCAGGGGUCCCUCGGCAGCUGUGACUCUUUUGAAGUGAAAACUUACGUUGCUGAUGGACGGAAGAAGACAUACGUUUGGCUUUCAGGUUGUCCGCCACAACUGGGCUGCACUGUUGCUCUUAGGGGUGCAGAUCGUCUGACACUGGCAAAGAUCAAGCGCGUGACUGAAUUUAUGGUAUAUGUUGUUUACAACUUGAAACUUGAAACAUGCUUGAUGCGAGAUGAAUGGGCCUUGAUUCCCAGUGGUAUCACAGAUACGGAUCCUGGAACUCUUCGUAACAAAGGAGACAGCAAACGCAAAGGAUUCGAAAAGAAUAUCGAUGGAGAAUCGAAGAUGAAAUUGGUAGCCGAAGUACCAACAGAUGUCGAAGGACAGGUCAGCGCGACUUCAGACUUGUCUAGUGCAGAUGUGGUCUCUGCUGGCAAGGACGAGGCUCUCGCCCCAGCGGUGAGAAUGGACAGCACUGAUUCGGCCCAUAUUCCUGAUGACAUACCUGUGCCAAUGUUUUAUGAAGACCUUGUCCUCAAGCACGAAACCAGAAUUCUAUCUGCAUCACCAUUUGUGAAGUUCAUGCAGCCUUACCUUUUGAUGCGCGCAAGGGAAUUAGAGAGACGCGUAGCUUACCUCAAGAGACUCCGAGACCAAGAUCUGAGCGCCGAGCAGGGAAUGGAAGACAAAGGCAAGGUCAACAAGUUCACGUUGAUCCAGCCUGAAAUGGUUCACCGACCCCUCGCUGGUGCAAGCAAAAAGGUCCGAGAAAUUAUUCACGCGGUCCACGACGCAGAAUACGACAAAGCUGCAUACAAUUAUGAGACUCAGAAGAAGCAGUGGGAAACCUAUCUAUCAGGGAACCGCAAUCUCUUUGAUCCAUUUGCACAUCAAAAUAUCGUGGUCUUGUUCAGUCAAGUUUCUACUGAGACAUCGGUUCCCUGCUCCGGUCCAGAUCUUCUGGCCUUCAGCUUCUACAAUGAACACGAGAUAGAAGCCGAAUUCGAAGCAGAUUGCACUUUGGGUCAGUAUGUUGAGGAUCUGUGUCUUCGAGCGAAUGAGGUCUGUCAGUCAGAGGCGUGUGAAAAGAAGAUGCACGAACACCAUCGACAAUAUGUGCAUGGAGAAGCGCAACUUACCGUCUUCGUUCAACCUUACCCAGCUAAAAUGCGUGGAUAUCAAGAUGUGAUACUUAUGUGGAGUCAAUGCAAGAUUUGCGGCAUUGAAACCACCGUCGCUCCCAUGUCCUCCAGUUCCUGGAAAUACUCAUUUGGAAAGUACCUAGAGCUCUCUUUCUGGAGUUCUGACCUUCACGCUCGUGCUGGCAUGUGCCCUCAUGACCUACAUCGAGACCACCUACGAUAUUUUGGCUACAAGGAUUUCGCUCUUCGGGUGCAUUAUGACCCUGUCGAUCUUCUUGAGAUUAUUGUACCUAGAAUGAGGAUUACUUGGAAGGUGGAUAACGACUUGAAAUUCCGCAACGAGGUCUAUACUCGCAUGGAGCACCGUAUCACACGGUUUAUGGUCUCUGUGAAGCUUCGUUUGAAGAGUAUCAACGUCGAUACUAUUCUGCUGGAGACCGCCGAUUCAUGUCGAGCAGAAAUCGAACGCCUAAUGAAGAGAGCGAACGAGGAGCACGCCAGCCUUGUCAAGCAAUUACAGGACAGCUAUACAAACUCACGGUAUUGGGAGACAAUCCCGCUCAAUGCUAUUGUCCGCAUAACGCAAGAAAAGGUUGCCGAAUGGGAUACUGCGUUUGCAGACUUCGAAAAGGAUUUUUUCCCUUCGGAGAAGGACAUUCGGCGCCUUGCCACGCUGCAGCUGAAAAAGAUCUUCCUUGAUCGCGAUGUAUCUGUCACCUCGCUCACAUCGAAUGAGGAAGGCAUUACGACUCCAGCCGAAGAAAUUACAGACGAGAAAGACUCCUUGAGCGAGAUGCACAUGGGCGUAGCGGAACUGCAAAGAGGUGCAAAGUUGUCUCCAGAGAAAACGCAAAAUGUCCUCCAGUCUGUGUUGGAGGAGCAUUCGCUUCCCUCUAAUUCGGAAGCUGGUUCAGCAACGCCUCUAGAAGUCAGCAAGUCUGAUGUGCAAGCUCUACCAUCGGUAGUAGAAGGCCCCUUGAACGUCGAAGAGAUCAGACAUCUUGAUCUAGCAUUGACCCAUUUAACACAGCGAAAAUCCUUAGUUGAGGACGAUAUUGGUGUUCCAGGUCUCGUUGCACUCAGUCCAGACGACUUUUCAGCUCAAAGAAUGAGCAUGGAUGAAACCUUGUCACCUCCGAUGAGUUUGGACUCUGCGGACCAUAAGAGGUUAGCAAGUCACAGCCCAACUACCGGUGACCAAACACUCAUUUCACCAAACUCUAACCCCGGAGGACCUCUCAGCCCUAAAGUGAUCCGAAGAAGCAAUGAUGGCAAGUCUACUUCGCCAGCUCUAGCCCGCGCGCACUCGCAGCCUGCUGGAUCAGUGGUGCUGCGGUCCGGUGGUCAUACACACUCGAGCACCUUAUCUGCAAUCAAUGCUAUGAAUGGGUUUGCAGCUGCUCAGGGCAAACAAAAUCCUGCUUUGACCGCUCUCAGCAACGAUUCGAAUACAUCAGGACCCGAAAAGAAACUCUCAGAGCGGCUAGGGCUAAGUCAAUUGAAGAAGAGUACUUUUGGAAAAGGGCAUUCGCUGAUUCCGCGAGCCAUUUCAAACCGCAAAGAGUCUCGAGUCUCCAAUCUCGCUAAACAUUUCGAGCAACUCAGUCGCGAGUUUGAAAGAGAACGCGUCAGAGAGAGAAGACUACGUACUGCUAGAAGCCGACAGUCUCGAUAUCCACUGGCCGUCUCGAAACCUAUCGUUGAGGUCUACAGAGAUGUGGACGAAGCGGUUGAUGAGAGAGGAGACUCGGAUGAUGUCUUUGGAAAUGACGAACCUGUCUCAGAUGAUCCUGUAAAGCUCGCACAUGCAGCUCAGGACAUGGCGGAUGCGACUGUACCUGCAGAAAGAGAAGGAGAAGAAGACAAAGAGGACACGCAUGCAGAUGUGACUGAGAAUGAAGCAGAAAUCCUGCCAUCUAGCCACGCCCCCUCUGAAGCCGAGGACCGGAGUGAUGUGGACGAUGCAUCCCAGGAGACUUACCUGCCUGACUCACCUGAGGAUCUUAUGCGAUUGCCGCAAGAAGAGAUGGAUCUCAAGGAGCUUCCCAAGCACGAACGCACGUCCUUAAUGAAGAUGCUGACCAACUUUUGGGCAGAACGCUCUUCCAGCGGAUGGACUACGCUUGAGUAUCCACUGACAGCCUCCGAGCAUAUUUUCGCAGAUUGUGACAUCAUAGUCAGGGAGGAUGAGCCCAGCUCGAUCAUUGCGUUUGCACUUGAUUCGCAAGAUUACAAGACCAUGUUACAGGACCUCCAAAGCCGGUCGAGCAACGAUUGCGAUGUCAUGGAUAUCAGUGGACAUGACCACGCUGAUGAGCUCCAGACAGAUGUUAUGCAUUCCCUCUUGCGGAAGACCGGCACUCAUCUGAAGUAUCAGUUUCAGGAAGGACCUGCAAAGAUGCUUUGCAAAGUUUUCUUUGCCGAGCAGUUUGAUGCUGUGCGCAGAAAGUGCGGUGUGGCCGAUCGCAUUAUCGAGUCGUUGUCCAGGUGUCUUAAGUGGGAUUCCAAGGGAGGAAAAACGAAGUCCGUGUUUUUGAAGACAUUGGAUGACCGCUUCAUCCUAAAGUCACUCUCCCCCAUUGAGACACAGUCGUUUCUCAAAUUUGCUCCCAACUACUUCCAGAUCAUGUCCGAAGCCUUCUUCCAUGAGCUGCCAUCAGUUAUUGCAAAAAUGCUUGGGUUUUACCAGAUUAUCAUCAAGAACCCAGUCACAGGGGUGGAGUACAAUUGGUUCCUGCUCUUGAUGGAAAACCUGUUCUACGACCGUGUCCCCACUCGUAUCUUUGACCUGAAAGGAAGCAUGCGGAAUCGCAAAAUCAACGCGACGGGAGAAAAGAACGAAGUCCUCCUCGAUGAAAACAUGGUGGAAUUCAUAUAUGAAUCACCUUUAUUCGCCCGCGAGCACAGCAAGAAGCUCCUCCGCUCCUCCGUCCACAACGACACCCUAUUCUUGGCGCGCCAGAACGUAAUGGACUACAGCCUGAUGAUCGCGAUCGAUGAGAAUCGCAAAGAGUUAGUCGUCGGUAUCAUCGACUGUAUCCGCACAUACACCUGGGAUAAAAAAUUGGAGAGCUGGAUUAAAGACCGCGGCUUUGCACGAGGAGGGAAGAAUCGACCGACGGUGACAAGUCCGAAGGAAUACAAGCGAAGAUUCAGGGAGGCUAUGAAUCGAUAUGUCCUGGAAGCGCCUAAUUGCUGGCAUCAGUUCAAACCGGUCAAGCUUGACCGUAAGGUGCUGAAGCUCGAAGGUGGAGGUGACCAGGACGGCGAUAAGGGCGAGAAUGAGAUCCAAAUCUUCGCAUAA